Beta vulgaris subsp. vulgaris (sugar beet) is the source of this 1461-nucleotide messenger RNA. RefSeq names its product E3 ubiquitin-protein ligase AIP2. Lineage: Eukaryota; Viridiplantae; Streptophyta; Magnoliopsida; Caryophyllales; Amaranthaceae. The transcript has a single exon. Gene Ontology annotation, cellular component: cytoplasm. Gene Ontology annotation, biological process: protein ubiquitination. Bases 345 to 1292 code for a protein of 315 amino acids. The record is from RefSeq and is a predicted model, not a curated record. Gene Ontology annotation, molecular function: ubiquitin protein ligase activity.
AUUCCUCUUCUAUCUAGACUUCGUCUUUCUUAGAGAUCAAGAAAAAAAAAACACCCCGUUUCGUCUGGUGAGUGGUGAUUGUCCCCUUGCACAAGAAAUGUCUUUCUUCAAUUGGACUACUGUUAUAUAAUCUCUUUCUUUCUCAAAUAUAUACACCACCUGAAUCGAAUUCUUUUCUGAAUCGAAUUCCUCACCAUCUAUCCAACAUUUUUCAUUCCUGAUUAAUCCAAUUCUCACCUUCGAUUAAACCCCACUUCUUCCUAAAAAUCCCCAAAUCCAAUCUCUCUCAAUUCCAGAACUCCUUGUUUUUUAGGGUUUAUCCUCAAAACUCAAUCAACUUAAAUAUGGCGACGAAAUUCUCUGACGAUGAACUAAGCACAAAAUUGCAACAACUCCGAUCCCAAUUAAACAAAAAACAAACCUUUGAAUCGGCCGUUUCAUCGAUCAAAUCCCUCCUCCUCGAAACCUACAAUUCUUCCCCUCCUCAAAUCCGCAAACUCUUCUACGACGUCGUUUGCCGCGUCGUUACCGUCCUGCAAACUCGCUACACUUUCCCAGGGUACCUCUUAUCCGGCGUACAACUCCUGGAAAUCGCCGAACGCCUCGCUUUCGACGCAUCCGAGAAAAUGUAUUUCAAAUCCUGCAUCAACAACCUCAAAGAAACACUCAAUCAGGAAUCUGUUGAUGAAAAUGGAGGAGAGAGAUUAUCGCAGAGUUCGCGAGGUGGGUAUUUAUUUGAAGGUCAUCUAACAGUUGAUCAGGAACCUCCUCAACCUAAUUGGCUGGUCCAGCAGAACUUACUUACUGCCCUCGCUUCGCAAUCUCAAGAUAACAGUGAUGAGAAUAUGGGGAGUUUGAUGAGGGGGUUAGUGGAGAGUUUGGAUGUGUCCAUGCUCGAGAGUUUUGAGGAUUUUUUACCACCAAUGGAAGGGAGAGGGAAUCGGGCUGCACCACCUGCGAGUAAAGAGGUGGUGGAGAAAUUGCCGGUGAUUAAGCUCGAAACUGAGGAAAUGUUGAGGAAUAUAGUUGGGAAGGAUGGUGGUGAGUGUUGUAUAUGUAAGGAGAAGUUGGGGUUGGGUGAUAAUAUGCAAGAAAUGCCGUGUAAACAUUUGUUUCAUCCUCCGUGCUUGAAACCGUGGUUGGAUGAGCAUAAUUCGUGCCCGAUUUGCCGCCAUGAGCUGCCCACGGAUGAUCAUAAGUAUGAGAGUUGGAAGGAGAGGGAGAAGGAGCUUGAGGAAGAGAGAAGAGGUGCUGCUAAUGCUGUUCGUGGUGGCGAGUUUAUGUAUAUUUAGAACUGCUUUCUGAUUUAUGACAGCAUAUGUACUAGUAGUUUCUUUUUCUCUCAAAAUGAUUCAAUUUUAAGUCCUACAGUUUCUUAUUUAUAUGUAUGCAAACAAUAGUUGAGCAAAGUAGUAAAAGUUUGGGUUCAAAAUGAUCUGAAAUUUCUGGUUUCAGGCCUUA